Clupea harengus (Atlantic herring) is the source of this 3286-nucleotide messenger RNA. It is a transcript of the gene hs6st3b, whose product is annotated as heparan sulfate 6-O-sulfotransferase 3b. The record is from RefSeq and is a predicted model, not a curated record. NCBI's taxonomy places the organism in Eukaryota, Metazoa, Chordata, Actinopteri, Clupeiformes, Clupeidae. Gene Ontology annotation, cellular component: membrane. Gene Ontology annotation, molecular function: heparan sulfate 6-sulfotransferase activity.
UUAAAUAUAAGGUUAAGUUAUUUGGCUAUAUAGGCUAGCUUAGUUUGACAUGUUAAACGAUUAGCUCUACAUUGGUUGUUUUAAUGAUAAACCAAUAGAAAGUUACUCUGAACACGCGCAUUGCCUUUGCUGCCGUGAUUAGUUGUACAUUGUCUUUACGUUGGUCUGUGCGGUCUGAAAUGACUCCGGACGAGAGUGAGAGAGCGAGUGAGAAAGAGAGAGAGAGAGAGAGAGAGAGAACGCGUGGUUGCGCAAAGAGUCUACCACACAAUGUGUUAUCGCUUCAGAUAGCCUCACGAACACUCAGGAGAGAAAGAUUAGACUGAACUGCUCCUCUAACCGAACGGAUGUGAAAGUGACGAGUGAAGCCUAUAGUUCAACGUUUUUCGCUCCGAAUCGUUUCAGUGAGGGGUGUCUAGAUUGACUGACCGCGAUGCCACAAAGCCCAUCCCACCAAACAGAACUGCAGUCGCACGGUGCUGGACAUGAACAUCAAAUUGGGACAUUACGACUGCUUUGCUAGUGCAUGCAUGGGAUUGCGCGUAUGAUAAGAAUGCCACUGGUGUUGGACAUGCAAUGAUUUAAGCUAUGCUGCUUUCCUGCUGGAUGACAGUAGCCCAAUGGAACAGAUUGUCCGUGCAUGCAAACGCUGAGAGUUCGCUAACGAGUCACUGAAUCUCAAGUUGGAUAGCAGUCCUGGAAAGUAACGAAAUCAAGUAAUAUCUUGCAAUUAUUUAUUAUUUACAAUCUGUGUGCAUUUUUAACAACUUUGCCGUUGGAUUUAGACUGCAGUGAAACUCAUAAUUCCACGUAUAACUAAAAUGUAAAAAAAAAAAAAAAGCCAAUAGUCAGUAUAGGCUACUUUUUCUGUUGAGUGUCUUUGUCAACUCAACAUGUGUCAACGGGUUCUAGGUCCAGCAGAAUAAUGUGCCUGGCGCACGGUAGUUAUUCAUAUUAAUGGCAUAGACCCAUGCUUAUUAUGAUGAAUGAUAAAUUAAAUAAGUUAAUUUUAGUUCCAGUUUUGGCAGUUCUUUUUGUGAUGAUAGGGUAUCAGUAUAUUUGUCCAGCAGGCAGCAACUCUUGUCACUUUGGGACUGGUGAAAAACUGAGAGGGAUGCGUCCGCCAUUCACCCUGUAUCCUACGCCCGAUGACCUGUACAGAGAUCAAGAGCUCGAGGAUGACAGCCCUCCGAAAUUUCUGUCAAAAUUUAACUUUACCGAGCGAGAUCUUAUGCGGGACGUGGAUUUUAAGAUACGAGGAGAUGAUGUGAUAGUGUUUUUGCACAUACAAAAGACUGGGGGUACCACUUUUGGUCGUCACCUAGUACGGAAUAUACGGUUAGAGCAGCCCUGUGACUGUAAACCCGGUCAGAAGAAAUGCACUUGUCACCGGCCAGGGAAAGAGGAAUCGUGGCUCUUCUCGAGGUUCUCCACUGGCUGGAGUUGUGGUUUACACGCAGACUGGACGGAACUUACCAACUGCGUGCCUGUUAUAAUGGACAAAAAGGCUGCUCAGAAGAACCGGAGAAACUACUACUACAUCACCAUGCUCAGAGACCCGGUGUCCCGCUUCCUGAGCGAGUGGAAGCACGUUCAGCGCGGCGCCACCUGGAAGACUUCACUGCACAUGUGUGACGGCCGCUCCCCGACGCAGGACGAGCUGCCCAACUGCUACAGCGGCGAUGACUGGUCAGGUGUCCCCCUGACUGCCUUCAUGGACUGCCCCUCCAACCUAGCCAACAACCGGCAGGUGCGCAUGCUGGCCGACCUGAGCCUGGUGGGCUGCUACAACCUCUCAUCCAUGAACGAGAGCGAGCGCAACGACAUCCUCCUGGCCAGCGCCAUGACCAACCUCAAGAACAUGGCCUUCUACGGCCUGACGGAGUUCCAGCGCAAAACGCAGUACCUGUUCGAGCGGACGUUCCACCUGCGCUUCAUCUCGGCCUUCACGCAGAUCAACAGCACGCGCGCCUCCAACGUGGACAUCAGCGAGGCCGUGCGCCGCCGCAUCGAGGAGCUCAACUACCUGGACGUGCAGCUCUACGAGUUCGCCAAGGACCUGUUCCUGCAGCGCUUCCAGUUCACGCGGCAGCGCGAGCACCAGGAGGACCGGCUCAAGAGGCGCGAGGAGCGGCGCUGGCUGAGGGAGCAGAGGGCCAAGUGGCCCCGAGGGGACACGGGGCUCCCCGAAGCAGCCACCACCGAGGACUACACCAGCCAAGUGGCACGCUGGUGAGGCCUUCAGAAAGAGAGGGAGCAGCGACGGGAGUGCAAAGACGGUUUCACAGACACCUCUCUUCUCUCUCUCUAUUUCUGUAUGUCUCCCGCUAUUGCACUUAAAGGUGGAGUCAGUCAUACUUGCAAGUUACAGUUGUUUUGAAACUCAACAGCCAAAUACAUACGCCCCUCCCCUCAUUGUUCACUGCAGAGUCACUGACCCUGCUCAUGUGCUGGCUUGGCUGAGACACCAUGACUGGUACAUCAUUAACCUGACUCGGGUGGUGGGCUGCUUCCUUGUUUAGAAAGCUGAACUCACCACUGCUUGUUCUUGCCCCGCUCUUUUACUCAGAAUAUAUACUGUAUUGAGCAGUUUCAGCAAAUGUUAUAAAAAAAAGAUCUUAAGAAUUAGUAUUGCUGACCCCACCUUUAAAGCACUAAAAUUAAGUUUGGUUGCCAUUAAAACUGCAAAGUCUACGUGUCUCUUACAGCAGCUCUGCCUUUGAGUACCCUUUGGUGUCUUAUGUAUUCACAAUCUUUUCUUUAUCGUUUUUAAUUCUUUUUGUGCUCAACUGCUCUUGUUGUUUUGUCAUGGGUAUUUAUUAGUGUACAGAUGGCACAAUUUAAAGACAUUAAAGAAAAAUCUAAAGCCACAAAAGGGAACUUCUGAUGAAACUGCUUCUGCUGAUGUCUGUAUAGUUCAAAGGUGUGAUCUCAGUUGGCACUUGAAGUUUUUAAUUUUGCCAUUACAAAGCCAUAUUGAUUCAUUGUAAUAUAUCUGCCAUUUUUGGAAUGCGUGCUGUGAGUGUUGAAAUUAAUUAAAUUUGUGUCAAAUGUAAUUUGCCAAAAAAUAAAUUAUUACAAGUUAAGUUUUUUUUCAAGAUGGUAUAUGUUUAAGUUUAAUGUUGCAUGCAACAUGCUGUUGCACACAAAAUACUAUUGUAUACAAUGAAACAAUUAUUUAUCAUGCUAUGGCCACAAAAUAUCUUGACACCAUGCCAAAAAGUAAACAUGCUAUACAUGCAUAGAAAAAUAAAACACCAAAUGUCACAAUCAACAGGAUUUCUAU